Molecule: messenger RNA, 1408 nt
Organism: Leptonychotes weddellii (Weddell seal)
Lineage: Eukaryota; Metazoa; Chordata; Mammalia; Carnivora; Phocidae
Source: RefSeq, a predicted model, not a curated record
UCUCCCUGCAGUGAUCCCGAAGGUCACCAAGCACCUGCUCUCGAACCCUGUGUUCACCUGCAUCAUCCUGGCCGCCUGCAUGGAGAUUGCAGUGGUGGCUGGCUUCGCUGCCUUCUUGGGGAAGUACCUGGAGCAGCAGUUUAACCUUACCACCUCUUCUGCCAACCAGCUGCUCGGGAUGACUGCAAUCCCAUGUGCCUGCCUGGGGAUCUUCUUGGGCGGUCUCCUGGUGAAAAAGCUCAGUCUUUCUGCCCUCGGGGCCAUUCGGAUGGCCAUGCUCGUCAACCUGGUGUCCACAGCUUGCUAUGUCUCCUUCCUCUUCCUCGGCUGUGACACAGGCCCCGUGGCUGGGGUUACUGUUCCCUAUGGAAACACCUCAGCGCCGGGCUCGGCCCUGGACCCCUACUCGCCCUGCAAUAAAAACUGUGAAUGCCAAACCGAUUCCUUCACUCCAGUGUGUGGGGCAGAUGGCAUUACGUACCUGUCUGCCUGCUUUGCUGGCUGCAGCAGCACGAAUCUCACCGGCUGUGCGUGCCUCACGACUGUCCCACCCGAGAACACGACUGUGGUUCCCGGAAAGUGCCCCAGUCCUGGGUGCCAAGAGGCCUUCCUCACCUUCCUGUGUGUGAUGUGUGUCUGCAGCAUGAUCGGGGCAAUGGCGCAGACACCCUCGGUCAUCAUCCUUAUCAGGACAGUCAGCCCUGAACUCAAGUCUUACGCCCUGGGAGUCCUGUUCCUCCUCCUUCGUUUGUUGGGUAUGUAUGCUCUCUUUAUUCCCUCAAUAAUGAAUUGGAUGCUUAUGACCAGUGGCAAGGGUCAGUGUGGCUCAGGGAGCUUCCCCAGCAGCCCUGGGGUAGAAGUAGAAACGUGGUUGGUAGUGUCAGUGGCAGGUAAACUUAAAGGCUUUUGUAAGAAAACUAAGUUCACAUACCUUUUUGGGACAAAAUGGAAGCUGAAAAUUACUCUUGCCAUUUACAUUUCCAAACCUACCCAAAUCACCGUUAUCACCUGCAAGAAAUGUCCGGGCUCCUACCCUGAGGUCUUGAAUCUAAAGAAGUUCUACAGGCAGGUGGAAGAAAUGAACACAUUAAAUGAGCACUUUGGAAGAAGCACAGAGUACCAAGACAUUGAGACUGAGAAAACCUGCCCCGAGUCACAUUCACCUUCAGAAGACUCCUUUAAUGAUCUUAAAAGAUUCUUUGGGGGAAUGUUUCUGGCUGUAGAUGUUCCAUAUUUGUGGGCUUUGACUCAUUCGAAAGAGCAUGGGCUUUGGAGCCAAAAUAGUUCCUGGCUUCAAAUCCUCACCCCAGCCCUUGAUACUGAUGUGGCAUUGAGCAAGCUUUGCUACUUCACGAACUACUGCUACAGAACUAUUUCUGUAACUCUGCAGAGAAAUGUCUAUAGUUAA